AGAUCAAUAUCUUCUUUCACAAUGCUUCCAAAGCUGUUAUUCAUUUUCAUACUAAUUUCAUCCUUCAUUUUCACUGCUCAUUCUUAUAAUAACAAAUGUCUUCGCCAUCAGAAAACCUUGUUGCUUCAACUCAGCGAUGAGUUGAGCUUCGAUUCUAUUCUUUCAACAAAGCUGGUGCGAUGGAAUGAAACUGUUGAGUGUUGCAAGUGGCACGGUGUUGAAUGUGAUGCUUCUGGAAACGUCGUUAGUUUGCAGCUCGAUGAUGAGGCCAUUUCCGGUGGAAUUGGGGAUUCGUCGAGUCUCUUCAGAUUUAAAUAUCUGCAGAAACAUAACCUUGCCUACAAUGGUUUCAACUACACUCAUCAUCCCAUUCCAAAAGGUAUUGGAAAUUUCACUUAUUUGACACACUUGAAUUUGUCAUCUUCUAGUUUUGGUGGACAGGUUCCGGUUGAAAUUUCAUCGUUGAAGAGACUGGUUAGUCUCGAUAUCUCCAACUAUUAUAGUUCGACACCUGGAGAGUGUCUAAGUCUUGAGUAUCCAAAUUUGGAAAUGCUUGUUGGAAAUCUAACAGAGCUUAGAGAGCUCAAUCUUGAUGGUGUCAAUAUCACUUCUUCAGAUGAAAGGCAAAAAUGGAGCCACAUUGUUUCAUCACAUUUACCCAACCUCACCACUUUGAGCUUUCGUCUUUGUUCUCUUUCCGGCCCUUUAGCAAGUUUGAAGGGUUCUAUACCAUCCACCUUUGCUAACCUAACCGAGCUGAUUCAUGUCGAUUUGGGAAAUAACUUAUUGACAGGCUCACUUCCUUCUACGUUGUUCGAAGGUCUUUCCAAGCUGGCUUAUUUAUAUUUGAGAUUUAAUUCAUUCUAUGGUAACAUUCCCCACUCUCUAUAUGCUCUUCCUUCAUUGUUGGAACUUGAUCUUUGUUACAACCAAUUUAGUGGCACUUUUCAACUCGACAACUUUCAAAGCUUUCCCAAUCUCACAUUGCUUGAUCUGUCUGGGAAUAGCUUAUCAAUUGAUGCAGACAAUGUCAAUUCGAUUUCAUAUGGAGAUCUCCAAUUAAAACGGUUAUACUUAGCAUCAUGUAAUUUGUCCAAUUUUCCUGAUUUCAUCAAAGAUUUGGAUGUGCAAUAUUUGGAUCUCUCAAACAAUAGCAUUGCAGGGGAGAUACCUAGUUGGAUUUGGGGAACACAACUUAUAGCUCUAUACCUCAGAUAUAAUCUUCUAACAGAUUUUCAAAAGCCUUACCAUAUUCCUCCUUCUCUUGGACUCCUAUACUUGGACUCUAACCAGCUCAGGGCCGAGUUACAGCUGCUCAUACCACUUGAAUCUGAACUCUGGUUAUUGACUUUUGCUAAUAAUAGUUUAAGUGGAUCAAUUCCAACAUCCCUUUGCAAAGCCACAGCCCACAAACCUUGUUUAUCUUUCUUUCUCUAAAAAUAACUUAAGUGGCAGCAUACCCCCUUGCCUACUUGAAAAUGUUCAGUGGCUUGAUCUGAAUCAAAACAACAUUGAAAACAUACCAGAUAUAUCUUCUAUGGAUUGUAAGCUACAACAUUUGGCGCUUAACAAUAAUAAUUUACAAGGGAAGAUCCCAAAAUCUCUCAAAAGUUGCAUGUCGUUGGAGGUCAUGGAUGUUGGGAAUAACAGCAUCAACGAUACGUUCCCGUGCAUGCUAUCAUCCUCAUUGAGAGUUCUUAUUUUGCACUCCAACAGUUUCCAUGGUGAAGUGACAUGUAACAUGAAUUGGUCUGUAACAGCCCGCUUUCCUAGGGUACAAUAAAUGCGGCGACUGCUACCAAAACGGACUCAAAGAAAUGAAUGAAGGCUAGGGUUUCAAUUAAAGAGUGUUGACCAAAAGAUUUGAAAGAACUAUCAGAGUGUUUAAAGCAAUAACUUAACCUCGAAACUCGAAUAAAAAGGAAGGUGUAAUAAAUGACGUAAAAAAAUCAAGAGUAUGACAUAGUUUUCCAAGAUAAAACCACAAGAUAGUCUAAAGCCUCUGACUCGAAAGAAGAGUGCAACCUAUCCGAAAUAAGCAUAAGUGUAUCAAACUCAGCGGAAAACGACCAAGAGAAAGAAUAGCUAUGUAUGAAGACACAACUACGUCAGAUAUCCAUCUUAAUUAAUUAUCAUGCUCAACA
Salvia hispanica is the source of this 2144-nucleotide messenger RNA. Its product is annotated as receptor-like protein 41. Gene Ontology annotation, molecular function: protein binding. The record is from RefSeq and is a predicted model, not a curated record. NCBI's taxonomy places the organism in Eukaryota, Viridiplantae, Streptophyta, Magnoliopsida, Lamiales, Lamiaceae.